UUUUUGCUCCUCUGGUUUGCUUGGUUAUUGGGAAAACGAGUUGAACUGGAUGCAAAGUUGUGGAAUUUUUCUUUUGUUUUGUUUUCUAUUGUUAAAAGUUGAAUUUAGUUGGCUUCUGUGGGAAGGCACCAAAACUAAAGGGAAUGCUAAGUUUCUUGAUGUUGGUUCCGUUUAAAUCCCAGAUGGUGUAAUGUCCGAAAUGUUAUGAAAUUUGUUAACUUUAUUGAUUUGUUUCCCUUUUCUGUUCUGAUUGCUGAGGGAAGUGUAAAAAGGAAAAUGAAAGGUAAAAGAAAUUCAAAGCAUGUUUCCCCUACUUAUCUGUACCAAUUUCACUUGUCGAAAUGAUUGAAGUGGUAUUAGGCUGAGUUCAAUCUACUAUGUUCAAGUAAUGUUGGCAUGUAUUUGUAAUGUUUUUAUUUUUGUUAUGUUGUAACUGCAAUGCUGUUUCCUUUAUUUGAACAAAACCUCAACUUGCCUAAAAUUUCAGGGAAUCGAUGAAACAUUCGAUGUUUUAUUCAUUCUUGAUCAUUCGAAUGUGUUCUUAACUGCCAGUUCAUCAUAAUCACAGUUUCUUAAUUAUCAAUGUGACCUGAUAAUAUUUGGGAUGUUCCGUUCCAUUCCUUUGGUGCUUAAUUUUUGAACUAGUUUCACAUAGUGCUUGGUGGGUCGUGAUUAUUCAUGAGUUCUAACACAUGAGAUGAUCUACCAGGUCUACCUUCGAAAGAGCGAUGACUUAUGAGGAGAGCAGGAAGAGUGCAUUGAGCUCUAUUUGAUUUUGAUUGUGUCCCCCGCCGCCCUUAACGUUUCAACCGGAAUCUAAUGUUACGCCUGGCUCCCAAUCUUGUACGAAGAACCUCAUCUAGAACCCCUUCACCCUCACCCUCCUCUUUCAAUUUCUCAGUAUGUUUGUUGCUUCGAAACACUUUCCCUCAAUGCCAACAGGGAGACCACCCUUUCCAGAAGCAUUAUUUUUCUUGGGGGUCGAAGGCGUCAAGCCCUAGCCUCUCCAUAUGGAGGCGCAGGAAAGAGAUGGGGAAGGAGGGUCUUAUCGCGGCUAAGGAGCUCAAGAGGCUCCGCUCCCAUCCUCUCCGCCUCGACCAGUUCAUACGCUCAAACGUGUCCCGCUUGCUCAAGUCCGAUCUUGUAGCUGUUCUUGCCGAGUUCCAGAGACAAGACCAGGUCUUUCUCUCCAUGAAGAUAUAUGAUGUGGUGCGUAAAGAAAUUUGGUAUCGACCAGACAUGUUCUUUUACAGGGACAUGCUUAUGAUGCUUGGAAGAAACAAAAAGGUAGAUGAAGCAAAGCAGGUUUGGGGAGAUCUGAAGAGAGAGGAAGUUCUGUUUGAUCAGCAUACUUUUGGGGAUAUUAUCAGGGCUUUUCUAGAUAAUGGAUUGCCCUCGGAGGCAAUGGAGAUAUAUGAUGAAAUGAGACAAUCUCCUCAUCCUCCAAUCUCACUGCCUUUUAGAGUAAUAUUGAAGGGGCUUCUUCCAUACCCAGAAUUGAGGGAGAAGGUGAAAGAUGACUUCUUGGAGCUAUUUCCUGAUAUGAUCAUCUAUGACCCACCCGAAGACUUAUUUGAAGAUCAAGAAUGUAAAAGAGAAAAUUAAGAUGAUUAGAUAGUGCUGCUAUACUUAUACAUGCUCUAUAUGAGAGAAUCCUUUCAUUUGCAGAAGCUAAAUCCAUUGGCAUGGCUAGAUGCACCCUCAGUUGCCUGUGGAGCACGAAACCAGGAGUUAAGUGGGUCUUUUGCAGUGGUUCAUUGUGUAGCAACGAAUGGCCCUAGUUCUGGUUCGAAGAAUUUGGUGGUGCAUGUUUGGGAUGUCAUAUAAAAAAACAGUCGGGCAGAAUUAGAUAUGCAAUCCUAGUUUUUUCUUUUCUUUUUGUGGCUUUUGGGUCCAUACAGUUUUGUUUUCCUUUUUAAAUCACUACAAUUUAUGUAAAUUAGUUUUCGACUGACCUUGAUCACAAUUGAGAGCAUAGUUCUGGACUAACUUGUUAAUAAGGACAUAUCAUACUGUGAAUCUAGCAGCGGGGAUAUCAUGUUGGAUUACU
This is a messenger RNA of Prunus dulcis (almond), 2050 nucleotides long. RefSeq names its product pentatricopeptide repeat-containing protein At1g62350. Gene Ontology annotation, molecular function: protein binding. The coding region runs from base 820 to 1605 and encodes 261 amino acids. Lineage: Eukaryota; Viridiplantae; Streptophyta; Magnoliopsida; Rosales; Rosaceae. The transcript has 3 exons. The record is from RefSeq and is a predicted model, not a curated record.